Messenger RNA from Mangifera indica (mango), 1698 nucleotides. Its product is annotated as ankyrin repeat-containing protein ITN1-like. The record is from RefSeq and is a predicted model, not a curated record. The transcript is spliced from 4 exons. NCBI's taxonomy places the organism in Eukaryota, Viridiplantae, Streptophyta, Magnoliopsida, Sapindales, Anacardiaceae. Gene Ontology annotation, molecular function: protein binding. Bases 1 to 1698 code for a protein of 565 amino acids.
AUGGGACAGCGGGGGAGUAUUGAAGCAGCAGGACCGCCAGACGCAGAUCCACUUGAUGAUUCCCAGAUUGAAGCUCAGCCUCCCUCUAGUGAGUCUGAGGCGGAAGCUGCAGCUCUACCACCCCAGAAUACAACGCUACCGUAUUCCUACCGACGUUUGUACCAUGCUGCGAAAAAUGGUGACUGGAAAACUGCUGAAAGUUUUGUUAGGGACAACAGUGAUUUUGUUGCAAGUUUAGUUGGGGACAACACAAAUUUAUGGCUCGCAAGGCUCACUUCCGUCACCGCAGAGACAGCAUUGAUGGUUACCGCAAGAUCAUUUCAAUGGGAAUUUGUGGAGAAGCCGGUGGAACUUUUAAAUCCGGAAGAGCUUGCAAUGCGAAAUUCAGUUGGUUACACGGUUCUCCAUUUUGUUGCCUAUUCUGAAAGCGUAAAAACUGCCGAAAUUCUGGUAAGAAAAUGCCGUGACUUAACACAAAUGGUCUCCACGGAUGAAGCAACUCCACUACUGCAGGCUGCCAGACGGUCUCUCCAUAAGGACAUGAUUUGGUACCUUGCUUUGGUAACAAGACUUGAGCUUGGUAGCGCCGACUGUCCCUUCACGGGGAAUCUAUCCAACGAGCUCUUUCGUAAUCUCACUUACGCAGGUUUUCAUGUACCAGGCUUAAAACAAGUUCGAGAAGCCAAGUUGCAACAUAGAUGUGUUGAGAAAAUGACAGAGAAGUUUUGCAUUGAACUUGGAUUAAACUGUGCCUUUGACCGCGUCGUUUCUAUGCUUGAGCUAGUCAUUUUUUUAGCUACAAUUUUUGGGCAUGUUGAAAUAGUAAGGAUUUGUCUUAAACAUUGUCCGGAUCUGAUUUUCAAGUGCGAUGGGCAACGCCAACACAUAUUGCAUGUUGCAACUGAAUGGAGGCAAGAAGAAAUUUUUAAUCUGAUAACCGAGAUCCCUGCAACUACAGCUAAUUUGCUCAAUACAAAGGAUGCUGAAGGAAACAGCAUCCGGCACAUUGCAGCAAAACUGGCACGUCCCUCUAAACUCUUAUCAAUUUCUGGUGCGGCUUUACAGAUGCAAAGAGAGGUGCAAUGGCUCAAGGAGGUGGAGAAAUUAUUUGACCCUGCAAAAAGAGGCGAGAUCGAUAUGGAAGUUAAUACAGUUAUGGACUAUUUCACGGAGAAUCACAAGAAGUUGGCUGAGGAGGGAGAGAAAUGGAUGAAAGAUACUGCAAAUUCUUGCAUGAUUGUUACCACGCUCGUUGCCACUGUAGUUUUUGCUGCUGCUUUUACUAUACCUGGAGGCAAUGUAGGUGAUACAGGCAAUCCAGUUUUUCUGCAGCGGACAGAUUUCUUAGUGUUGGUCAUUUCAGAUGCACUAGCUUUGCUUUCUUCAUCCACUUCUUUAUUGAUGUUCUUUUCUAUCUUAACUGCGCGAUAUGCGCUCGAAGAUUUCCUCCUAAAGCUACCAAUGAGGUUGAUUAUAGGUCUCGGUUGUCUCUUCUUUGCUAUCAUCACUAUGAUGGUGGCCUUUGGUGCAGCAUUGUAUAUGCAACUCAAGGACAGAUGGGUAUCAAUUUACAUCCCAAUUAUCGUUCUGGGUUGUAUACCGGUACUGUUAUUUGCCAAGCAGCAAGUUCCAUUGUUCUACGAUAUGGUCCAGUCAACAUAUGGAUUCGGAGUUUUUAGGAGGAAAAAGACAUGGUGA